CAUCCCCCUCUCUUCAUUACUAUCUCGUGUUUUAUCUUCUAAUUCUCAAUUUCACACACUUCUAGAGAGAAAUAGAGUGAUUCUGUAGUUUUUCUUCUCUUUUGUGGUCUAUUUUUGAUUUUUUGGAAAAUGUUGGGUGUUUUUAGCAGUUCCAUUGUUUCUCCGCCCGAAGAGCUCGUCGCCGCCGGUAGCCGGACUCCUUCACCUAAGAUCACGUCGGAUGCUCUGGUGAACCGGUUUGUUCAAAGAAAUUCAUCGGCGAUUUCUAUGCAGAUCGGCGAUUUUGUCCAACUCGCUUACUCUCACUCCAACGAGUCUGCUGUACUCCCCAGGUCAUUUGCUGUUAAGGAUGACAUAUUUUGCUUGUUUGAGGGAUCACUUGACAACUUAGGGAGUCUGAGGCAACAAUAUGGCCUUGCCAAGUCUGCAAAUGAGGUGAUGCUGGUGAUUGAAGCAUACAAGGCACUUCGGGACAGAGCACCUUACCCUCCAAAUCAUGUUGUUGGUCACCUUGAAGGCAAUUUUGCUUUCAUUGUUUUUGACAAGUCUACUUCCACCUUGUUUGUAGCUACCGAUCAAGUUGGUAAGGUACCCCUCUACUGGGGAAUCACUGCUGAUGGGUAUGUGGCCUUUGCCAAUGAUGCUGAUUUGCUUAAAGGUGCUUGUGGCAAGUCACUUGCUUCUUUUCCUCAAGGGUGUUUCUACUCUACAACAGUUGGUGGACUGAGAAGCUAUGAGAACCCCAAAAACAAGAUCACCGCCGUUCCUGCUACUGAGGAAGAAAUAUGGGGCGCUAAGUUUAUGGUGGAAGGUUCAGCUGUUGUUGCAGCCACUGAAUAGAAGAUUUCGGUUUUCCUCUUUGAGCUCUGAGGGAAAAACAAGGCCGUGAGUAUUAGUGGGGGAGCCAUGUACAUAAAGUGAACGACUACUGUUUUCUCUUCCUAGUAAUUCUGAAGUUCUACUUUUGUGCUGCUUAGGGUAGAGUUAGGUUGAAAGUAUGAUGUUUGGUUUCUUCUAAGGUAUUUUAACUACUAAAAUCAAUGUACACCUUUCUUUCAGCUCAAUAAUGUUUGUAAUAGUAUGUAAAUAUGAACAAUGAAGAACCUGUUCAUGCAAUUUCUUUCUUUACUCA
Solanum tuberosum (potato) is the source of this 1132-nucleotide messenger RNA. RefSeq names its product stem-specific protein TSJT1-like. The transcript has 5 exons. NCBI's taxonomy places the organism in Eukaryota, Viridiplantae, Streptophyta, Magnoliopsida, Solanales, Solanaceae. The record is from RefSeq and is a predicted model, not a curated record. Bases 130 to 840 code for a protein of 236 amino acids.